AUAAACUCAACUUUUUAUUAGGGAGUCAAAACGGCGUUUUGCGUUUAGCGUUUUACACCGGUCGUGAGAGAGAGAGAGAGAGCUAAAGAUUGAAGCUGCUCGAACAUGGUGAGAAUAAGCAGAGUGAUGCUUAAAGAGGCUGGAAAUGCAAUCGACAAGACUCUGUCGGAGAUUCUCGUGUGCCCUCUCUCCAAGCAACCCUUGAGGUUCUGCGAGAAGACGAAGUCUCUGGUCAGCGACACGAUCGGUGUCUCAUUUCCUAUAAAAGAUGGGAUUCCAUGCUUGGUUCCAAAGGAUGGCAAAAUACUUGACGAGGAUGCUGAUGCAUCCAAAGCUUCUUGAUUGUUGCACCGUAUCUGCAGCCAGAGGCUUCUUAAUGGUUCCUUCUUUCCUAUGUACAAGCUCUGAGUAGCAGUUUUAAAGUUUAAAGUUUUAGUGAGAAACUAUUGACUCAUGAUUUAAAGUUAAUCAUCUAAUAAGACAUGAUUUAAAAGUAUUGGAUGCCUAUUAGAGGGGCUAUAAGUAUAUUACCAUA
This is a messenger RNA of Brassica rapa (field mustard), 535 nucleotides long. RefSeq names its product UPF0434 protein BRADO0313. The record is from RefSeq and is a predicted model, not a curated record. NCBI's taxonomy places the organism in Eukaryota, Viridiplantae, Streptophyta, Magnoliopsida, Brassicales, Brassicaceae.